Messenger RNA from Condylura cristata (star-nosed mole), 1267 nucleotides. RefSeq names its product protein tyrosine phosphatase, receptor type, C-associated protein (gene PTPRCAP). Gene Ontology annotation, cellular component: plasma membrane. The transcript is spliced from 2 exons. Lineage: Eukaryota; Metazoa; Chordata; Mammalia; Eulipotyphla; Talpidae. The record is from RefSeq and is a predicted model, not a curated record. Bases 323 to 946 code for a protein of 207 amino acids.
AUCGCGGUCUUGCUCUGGCAGCAGCCAGGCAGACACAGGCAGGAGCCCUGGGGACGUCUCCAGGGUCAUCGCGAGCCAAGUGCCCUUCGCCCUCUUCAGGGCGCGACCGCAGGCCUGGCAGCACCGUCCCCAUGAGACCCCAGGUGGUCCUGAGGCUGGAGGCCCCCACCAGGGCCCCUGGCAGAGAAGGGUGGGUGGAGUUUUGUGGGCAGGAAGCGGAAGCCUCGGGUAACCCCUAGCUCGGCUGGAGCGCGUGCUCAGUUGUCGCUUGCCACAGCAGGAGUUGGAGGUGGGCGCCCAGCGCUGAGCGGCCGGCAGACCAAUGGACCUGCCCUGUGCGCGGGGGCUCGGGCCUCUGCUGCUCCUGCCGGGGGUCCUGGGCUCUGGCGGCCGCGCCAAGGGCAGCGCAGGCUCCAGCUUGCUCACGGUCGUGCUGCUGCUGCUGCUGCUCCUGCUGCUGGUCGCUGGCCUGGUGCUGGCCUGGCGCCGCCUAAGCCGAGACUCGGGGGGCUACUACCACCCGGCCCGCCUGGGCGCCGCGCUGUGGGGCCGCACCUGCCGCCUGUUCUGGGCCAGCCCGCCAGGCCAGUGGCUGCAGGCUCAGGUCGGGCUGGAGUCCCCAGACCAGGACCGCGAGAGUCAGGACGAGCAGGACCUGGAAGAGGACUACGACCUGGACGGUGGCCAGGAGGAGGCCGACGGCGGGAAAGAGGAGCUGCCGGGCGCAGAGAGGCCCGGGCCGCCCGUGGAGGUGGCACAGCCGGCUGAGGAAGAGCCCGAGGCGGCGGCUGAAGAGCGCCUGACCCUGGUCGCUCAGGGGCCAGUGAGCUCGGGGGGCAGCGCCGAGGCCCUGCUGAGCGACCUGCACGCCUUUGCGGGCAGCGCCGCCUGGGACGACAGUGCGGGGGCCGCGGGGGGCCCAGGCCUCCACGUCACAGCGCUCUAGGCCCGCCCGGCGCGGCGAGACCAGCCCGGACCCGAGGCCCCACCGGUGUGCUCAGACCGUCAGUUUCACUAGACCCGCUCCCUCGGCUGGGGAGCCCCACCCCCUGUACCCGGAGCCGUCGGAAAUAAAAUCGUCACCCAGCGAGCCCCACGCCUGCCUCAGGUCCACAGGAAGAGCCAGGCCAGCACCGUGCUUCAAUGCUUUAAUUCUGCAAGGGCAGGCCUGAGCGGGGGGCAGUGGGCCGUGGGGCGCCCCGGGCAGCCGUAGCCUGCAGAGCCUGCAGCCCUCCGAGCCGUGGUCUGGGGACCGCCCACCCCAUGG